This is a messenger RNA of Poecilia latipinna (sailfin molly), 2563 nucleotides long. RefSeq names its product PDZ domain containing RING finger 3b (gene pdzrn3b). The annotation marks the transcript as partial. The transcript has 5 exons. Lineage: Eukaryota; Metazoa; Chordata; Actinopteri; Cyprinodontiformes; Poeciliidae. The record is from RefSeq and is a predicted model, not a curated record. Gene Ontology annotation, molecular function: protein binding; ubiquitin protein ligase activity. Gene Ontology annotation, biological process: neuromuscular junction development; protein ubiquitination.
UCUAACCAGGAGGUGGAUCUGUACCGAGCAAACAUCCAAGAUAAACUGGGCCUGACCAUCUGUUACAGGACUGAUGACGAGGAUGAGGCUGGGAUCUACAUUAGCGAGAUCGAUCCAAACAGCAUCGCUGCAAAGGAUGGUAGAAUUAGAGAAGGGGACAAAAUCAUACAGAUCAAUGGUGUUGAGAUCCAAAACCGAGAGGAUGCGGUGGCGUUGUUGACCACUGAGGGCAACCAGAACAUCUCUCUGUUGGUGGCCCGACCAGAGAUCCAGCUGGACGUGGGCUGGAUGGAUGAUGAUAGGAAUGACUUCCUGGAUGACCUCCACAUGGACAUGCUGGAGCAGCAACACCAUCAGGCCAUGCAGUUCACUGCCAGCGUGCUGGAGCAGAAGAAGCAUGAGGAGGACGGGGGCACCACAGACACAGCUACAUUGCUCUCCAACCACCACGAAAAGGACAGCGGUGUUGGUCGCACAGACGAGAGCACCCGGAACGAUGAGAGCUCUGAGCAAGAGAACCUCGGUGACGAUCAGACGACCACAGCUUCCAACACGCUGGGCAGCUGCAGGAAGCUGACCUAUAGCCAGGACACCCUCGGCAGCACUGACCUGCCCUUCAGUGGUGAGUCGCUCAUCUCUGCAGACUACGCCGAUGCUGACUUCCUGGGCAUCCCAGCCGACGAGUGUGAGCGCUUCCGAAAGCUCCUGGAGCGAAAGUGUCAGAUGAGGAGCGGCGGUGCUCAGGGCCUGUUCAGCCUGGCUGCUGGGGGCACUGAGGGUCAGACAGAGGAGGGCAUAGAUAAGGAGCUGGAGUUGCUCAAUGAGGAGCUGCGCAGCAUCGAGCUGGAGUGCCUGAACAUCGUCCGUGCCCACAAGAUGCAGCAGCUGAGGGAGCAGUGCCGAGAAUCAUGGAUGCUCCACAACAGUGGCUUCCACAACUACAACACCAGCAUAGACGCUCGCCGCCACGAACUGCCGGACAUCACAGAGCUGCCUGAGAAAUCAGACAAGGAUAGCUCGAGUGCCUACAACACCGGCGAGAGCUGCCGCAGCACUCCUCUCACUCUAGAACUGUCUCCGAAUAACUCCCUCCAUCGUGCAGCAGAGAAUCAGGGCGCAGUUGGACUGUCUGGAUCUGGAGUCUCAAAUGGCAAGAUACACAAGCCCCUCUUGUCCCCUGUGCAGGAAGCCGGUGGCCCCAGGCGGUGCAGAGUCUCCUCUAAAGACCUAGACGGAGAGCUACAAGCCGAGAGCAAAGAGAGGAAGCUUGGGGAGGCGAGUAAGGGUGGACGAGGCUUUCAACCACAUUCCCCUUACCAGCACGCUCACAUCCCGGCCCACGCUCAGCACUACCAAAGCUACAUGCAGCUGAUCCAACAGAAAUCUGCAGUGGAAUAUGCCCAGAGUCAGAUGAGUCUGGUCAGCAUGUGCCGCGAUGGAGUCAGCCCCUGUGACCAUGAGCCCAGGAUGGAGUGGAAAGUAAAGAUCCGCAGCGACGGCACGCGGUACAUCACGAAGCGGCCAGUCCGGGACAGGUUGCUGAGGGAGCGUGCCCUCCGUAUCCAUGAAGAGCGCAGCGGCAUGACCACAGACGACGACGCCAUCAGCGAACUAAAGAUGGGCCGCUACUGGAGCAAGGAGGAGCGGAAGCAGCACGCCAUGCGGGCCAAGGAGCAGAAGCAGCGCCGCGAGUUCAUGAAGCAGAGCCGAGUGGACUGUCUGAAGGACCAGAGUGCUCCCGAGGACAAGAAGGAGCCUAACAUCAUCGAACUCAGCCACAAAAAGAUGAUGAAAAAGAGAAAUAAGAAAAUUUUUGACAACUGGAUGACCAUCCAGGAACUGCUGACCCACGGCACCAAGUCACCUGAUGGGACUAGGGUUUAUAACUCACUUCUGUCUGUGACUACAGUGUGAGUCGGUACUGGCUUGGACAGAGAGAGAAAUCAGAAAAGCCUUUUAGUUCCUACAUUUUCAUUGGAGAGUUCCAUUAAGAAAUGGCUGGGUUUCACUGAAUGGGACUUUGCAACUGUAAAGCAAUGAUGUAACCUUUUCUACUUUUCAGCUCUUUUGGAUAUUUUUUGGAAACUGCAAUAUUUGACUCUUUUUGGAAGGUUUUGAAAGGGUGUAAAAAAUGUGAGCCAUACUUUACCAGCCAGCAUUUACCAGCCAGCAUUUAAUUUGUAUAAAAUGUGUGGGGUUUUUUGUUUUAAUUUUUCCCAAAAGAUGCUGAUUUCCCAAAGUUAAAGACCACCGGCGAUGUACCAUCUAUUCCAACAUGAAGAGAACGUUGAUACUGAUGUGUGUAUGUACAAUAACCUUUAGAGUAAGAUGUGGAGUAAGCGUUUUAUUUUGUGCACACAUAGAGAUGCUCUUGCUUUUGUAGAAUUUUAUGUAUCGGGAAGAGAAACCAGCUUAACAAAUCCCUAGUUAGCCUCACAAUUUGAGUCCAAUGAGUACAAUGAGAGAUAAUAAAUUAUUGUUUUAUAUAUGAUGAACAUUGAAAUAUUUUUGGAGUUUCAUUUUUGAGAAAUACUGAGGACCUAAACUAGUAAAAGCAGAUCAG